GUUUGCUGGUUCUCAAGGUGAUAAUGUUUUAUAAGGAAGAGAAUUUGCUCUGAGAAGAGCAUUUAUCAUUCUUCACCAUGAAGGGGACACUUCUUCUGCUGGCCUUGCUGGUGAUUGGAGAGCUGGGCUUCCAGACAACGGAAGCAUGUAUGCCUUUCAUGACAACCUAUUUUGGAGUACUCAGUGGAAAUCGGCUAGUUCUGAAUGCCUACCUUACAAGGCUUCAAGCUACUGCAGCGGAAAGGGUGGUCUUUGAAAAAAUCCAGGAUUGCUUCAGUGAGGAAGCAGCAACAACCAAAAUUAUGAAUCCCCGAAUUAUGAUUUAGCCUCUGUCAUGCCUUCCAGAACCUCCUCCCCUUCUUCCUUGCCUGGCUAUGGCAGCUUUCAGGCUGCCUCCUGAAGCCUGUGGGUGGGCUCCUGUUCCCAAGAGGCAGAGUCUGUUACUGGAGACCUGAAUCAUUGCAGGGGAUUUUCUUUCCUGUGGAUGAGGAGCAAUGUCUUUGUGCGUGCUUGGGGAGCCCUGAUGAGCUCCUGCACCUUGCCUGUAGCCAUCUCUCUCCCUGUCUGUCUCUUUGUUUUCCAGUUAUCUAUACUCUUCAGCCCAGAAUGCAAGGCAUACUAUACCACCGAUGCCCUAAAGAAAAUGAAGGAUAUGCUUACCCUGAUGUAAAUCCAUUAGAAGUUAAUGGUUUAUAGCCAACCCAUCUUUGCAACCUGUCUGAUCCAAGUGCCAUCUUGCUGACCUGUCCUCUUUCUCUACCGAAGUUGGACUCCUGACACCUGUGCCCUCAUCCUGCAGUCUCUUAGGCUGAUUCUAAUAAAUGCCUGCAGCUCU
This is a messenger RNA of Mus pahari (shrew mouse), 835 nucleotides long. Its product is annotated as secretoglobin family 2B member 20-like. The transcript is spliced from 3 exons. Lineage: Eukaryota; Metazoa; Chordata; Mammalia; Rodentia; Muridae. The coding region runs from base 78 to 326 and encodes 82 amino acids. The record is from RefSeq and is a predicted model, not a curated record.